This is a messenger RNA of Petromyzon marinus (sea lamprey), 8488 nucleotides long. Its product is annotated as receptor tyrosine-protein kinase erbB-4-like. Gene Ontology annotation, molecular function: ATP binding; epidermal growth factor receptor binding; transmembrane receptor protein tyrosine kinase activity. The record is from RefSeq and is a predicted model, not a curated record. NCBI's taxonomy places the organism in Eukaryota, Metazoa, Chordata, Hyperoartia, Petromyzontiformes, Petromyzontidae. Gene Ontology annotation, cellular component: plasma membrane; basal plasma membrane; signaling receptor complex. Gene Ontology annotation, biological process: multicellular organism development; cell surface receptor protein tyrosine kinase signaling pathway; negative regulation of apoptotic process.
AGUCUGGGCCGACCCUUGUCUUGUACAGGCGGUGCACCAUAGGAGGAGGACUGGGGCUGUGAGCGCGGGCGGGCGGGCCCGUGAUGCGAAACGGGCGUGCGCGUGUGUGUGCUGCGUGAGACGCGACACGUGCGUGCGAUACACCACAGUGUGCGCCAACUGCCUCUGUGCAUUGAGCGUUCUGCGCUCCCAACGCUGGUGAGGUACCCGAGGCUCGACGUUGCCCUACCUACCGUGGAAGUUACCAACACACCUGAGAAGGACAGCUUUCAACAUCCGUUUAUUUAUUUGACAGUAUUUUUUUUUAUUCCCACCACCGUCACCCUCCUCCUCCUCCCCCCCCCCCAAAGUGAAGCACUUGGCAGCUGUGAGAUGCACUGAGAUAACAGAAGCUCUGAAGAUGGGAAGUUCAGGUGGAUGGAGUUUGCUGAUAAUUUGGUUGCUUCUAAACGGAGCCACGUCUCAAGAAGUGUGCAGCGGAACGGAGAACAAGCUCAGCGCAAGUGCCACGCGCGAGCUUCAGUACCAGACACUGCGCAAGAUCUACGAGCACUGUGAGGUCGUGCUGGGAAACCUCGAGAUCACCAACAUUGGGCCCGACAAAGACCUCAGCUUCCUGCGGACUAUUCACGAGGUGUCGGGCUACGUGCUCAUCGCCAUUAAUGAGUUUGAGCACCUGCCGCUGGAGAACCUGCGAAUCAUCCGAGGCACCAAGCUCUAUGAAGACAAGUAUGCGCUGAGUGUCUUCCUCAACUACCGCAAGCACAGUACCAACCGUAACGGGCUCAAGGAGCUGCGUCUGCACAACCUAACAGAAAUCUUACAUGGAGGGGUGUACAUAAAGGAGAACAAGCACCUCUGCUACCACAACACUGUGGACUGGUGGGAUAUUGUGAAAGAAGGCAGCAUUGUCAACAUCGACAUGGACAACAGCACCACAUGUACUUCCUGCCAUAAAGGCUGCCAUAAGCACUGCUGGGGAAAUGGGAUGAAAUACUGCCAGAAAUUCACCAAGCUGACGUGCGCACGGCAGUGCGAUGGCCGCUGCCAUGGCCCUACUCCCAGCGAGUGCUGCCACUCCCAGUGCGCGGCUGGGUGUGAUGGUCCACGGGACACACACUGCUUUGCGUGCAAAAACUUCAAUGACAGUGGGUCCUGUGUGAGCCACUGCCCUCCACCUACCAUCUACAACCCCGUCACCUUUGCACAGGGCGAAAACCCAGACGUCAAAUACAGCUACGGCGCCAUCUGUGUCAAGGAGUGUCCACAUAAUUUCGUGGUGGACUAUAACUCAUGCGUACGAGCGUGCCCAGCCGGGAAGCAUGAAGUGGAAAAAUUUGGCAAGAAGAAAUGUGAAACCUGUACCGACGUCUGCCCUAAAGCGUGCGAUGGGAUAGGAACAGGAAACCUAAGCCGAUCACAGACGGUGGAUGCUACCAACAUAGAUACAUUUGAGAACUGCACAAAAAUCAAUGGAAACAUUGCAUUCCUCACCACAGGCAUCAAAGGGGAUGAUUACAUGAAAAUCCCGCCUCUUGAUCCUGAUAAGCUAAACGUUUUUCGCAGCAUUAAAGAGAUAACAGGUCAUCUUAUGAUCCAAGCUUGGCCAGAAAAUAUGACAGACUUUGCUGUUUUUGAAAACCUCACGACAAUCAGAGGCAGAGUGUUACAGAGGACCUUUUCUCUUCUUGUGGCUCGCAUCCCCAACAUCACAGCACUGGGACUAGCCUCCCUGCAGGAAGUGAGUGCCGGCAAUGUCUACCUCAAGAACAACGAACGUCUGUGCUACUACAAUACCAUCAAAUGGCCUGCGGUAUUUGUGAGCGAACAACAGACUUCAUACGUUCACGACAACAAGCCAGAAGCCGACUGCAAUGCGGAUGGUGCUGUGUGUGACUUGCUAUGCUCGGAGCAUGGCUGCUGGGGGCCUGGCCCUGACCAGUGUAUCUCCUGUCGGUUCUUCCGCCGUGCCCGCUCCUGUGUGGAAUCCUGUUACAUCACUGAGGGGCCAUACCGUGAGCACAUGCAGGACGCCGUGUGUGCACCUUGCGACCCCGAAUGCCUCCCUGUGAACGACUCGGUCACCUGCUUUGGCCCGGGCUCCAACAGCUGCGUACGUUGUGCGCACUACAAGGACGGCCCCCACUGUGUGAGUGCGUGUCCCGUUGGGGCACAGGGUGAGAACGACGAGAUCAUCUCAAAGUACCCCGACAAGAACAAUACUUGCCAGCCCUGCCACCCCAAUUGCUCCCACGGGUGCAAGGGAGGAGGCCUGUUGGACUGCCAUCUAAUUGGCCCUCUCUUUAGGACCGGCUCCCCAGUGCUGGCGGUCAUGGCAGUGGGGGGGCUGUUUGCCUGCGUCAUGCUGCUGCUGCUUGCCGUCGUAUGCGUUCGUCGGCGCAACAUCGCGCGCAAGCGCGCCAUGCGGCGCUACAUCGAAAAGGAGCUCGUGGAACCCCUGACUCCUAGCGGGGCAGCACCCAACCAGGCCCAGCUGCGUAUCCUCAAAGAGACGGAACUCAGGAAGGGCAAGAUGCUUGGCUCAGGGGCCUUCGGCACUGUGCACAAGGGGAUCUGGACUCCAGAGGGUGAGGACGUAAAGAUCCCUGUGGCCAUCAAGGUGCUGAGAGAGGCCACAUCUCCAAAAGCCAACAAGGAGAUUUUGGAUGAGGCCUACAUCAUGGCGAGUGUGAGCCACCCACAUCUCGUGCGACUACUGGGCAUCUGCCUGACUCCGAGCGUACAGCUCGUGACCCAGUUAAUGCCGCUCGGCUGCCUGCUGGAGUACACACGGGAGCACAAGGAGCACAUUGGCUCCCAGCUGCUGCUCAACUGGGCCGUACAGAUUGCCAAGGGCAUGAUGUACCUGGAGGAGCAGCGUUUGGUGCAUCGGGACCUGGCAGCACGCAACGUGCUAGUGAGAACCCCUCAACAUGUGAAGAUCACAGACUUUGGCUUAGCACGGCUACUUGACAUCAAUGAAAUUGAGUACCACGCAGAUGGUGGCAAGAUGCCUAUCAAGUGGCUGGCCCUGGAGUCCAUUCAGUACCGCACCUUUACCCACCAAAGUGAUGUGUGGAGCUAUGGAGUGACCAUUUGGGAGUUGAUGACCUUUGGAGGGAAGCCUUACGAAGGUAUUCCAGCCAGGGAUAUCCCUGAGCUCUUGGAGAAGGGAGAGCGGCUACCCCAGCCGCCCAUCUGCACCAUCGAUGUCUACAUGAUCAUGGUGAAAUGCUGGAUGAUUGAUGCGGAGAGCCGUCCACGAUUCAAGGAGCUGGCUGUGGAGUUCUCCAAAAUGGCUCGAGAUCCUCAGAGGUACCUGGUUAUUCAGGGUGAUGACCGGAUGACGCUCCCCAGCCCCUCGGACAGCCAUUUUCUGCAGAGUCUGCUUGCCGAGGAGGACAUGGGUGACAUGGUGGAUGCAGAAGAGUACCUCAUGCCUCAGCAGAACUUCUUUGGAGCCAGUGGGGAGAAUCACAGUGGAGAAUCUGACAAGUCUAUCAUGAGCAACAGCUACAGUGUCCAUGGCCCUGAGUCCAUCUCAAAUAUUUGCAACCUAUCAGGACCUUAUGCCUCCACAUCCUACCUUCCUAUGAGAGGAACCUCCCUCCAGCAAGACGACAAUGCACAGGCUCAAAAUGGGAACCUUGGGCAAAACGGACAUCUGGCUCGCCGGCUCUCGGACCAGUCGCGGCAGAGCGAAGCGUCGGUGUGCACGGCGGCCUGCGCAUCCUCCGCCUGUACAGCCGCCUGCGUGGCCGCGUGCACGCCGGAGUGCAGCGCCUUCGACGCUUCCUGUUGCGGCGGCGGUAGCCCGAUCGCAUGCGCUCAGCAGCAGGGUCACAGAGCCCGACAGGACAGCACCACGCAGCGCUACAGUGCCGACCCCACGCUCACGCUUUACGAGGCGGCCGCCCCCAAGGUCGCAGUGCGCCUGGAUGAGGAGGGAUACGUCCUGCCCAACGCAAGCGGCUCCGUGCCUGAAUAUCUGACACCAAUAGAAGACAAUCCGUUUGCAGCAGAGGUUUCCACAAAUUCCACGGGUGUGGAUAACAAGGAAUAUCACAACGUGACAUGGGAUAGCCAUGGCUCAGCCAAUGAGUAUCUUAAUGAGCCAUGGUACAUUAACAGCAACCGUGGACUUUUAGAUAAUCCUGAAUACAUGGCACGGAACACAAUGGCAGCUACUUUACCACGAAACUACCUUUCCAAAGAGCAGAAGUCCGAAGUUCAAAGGACACCGAGUGAAUCUAGACAAAUCACGAGCGCACCAAAUCGAGGAAGCUACAAUACCAAGCCACAGAAUAUGGUUCAUAAUUUACUGAACCCUGCAUACAAUUCAAACAAAGUAUCCAUCCCCAAAAAACAUGAAAGUCAGAAAAAAUUAACAACUCCUGAAAGCGCAACAUCAACAGCAUACCAAGCAGUCCCAAUAUUUAACCCUAUAACGGAGUGGAGGCAGCUGUUAAUUCCAGCUGCCAGCAUCAAAGGAAAUACUGCUGUAAAAACACUACAUCAGCAGGGUCACCUGAUCAAUACCAUAAAUAGUGAAAAUCUGGGAGUGAACACAACAAAGCAGGGCAAUCAGGGCAAUGAUCUGACAACAGUCAAUCCACUUGUUAGUGUAAUAAGCCAGAUAAAUCCAACUGCUGCCAUUGCAAAUUAUGGCAACCAGAUGAAAAAGUCAGCGGGCAAAAGCCACCAAGCACUUGGCACACAGAGCCAGGAAGAGCAAGCUAAACGACCUUCAAUCACAGAUGUUGCUACCCAAGUAAACAUGGUCAGGUUUCAGUCAAACUCGAGCAGCCAAAAACAAAGGCCAACAUAUCAAAGUAAUGUAACCGUGGUCCCCACAAGUCAAGAAACACAGGAAACCAAAUUGCCACCAUACUACAGCCAAAGUGUUGGCAAAUCAGUCGGUGGAAACCAGUCUGGAAAUUCAAUGGACUAUGCAAACCGUUUGAUUAAGCCGCCGAGCUAUGGAAGCCAGCCCAUUUACACAUCGACUCAAGAUUGUCAAACUGAAGGUCUCCCAAAGAUGCCAGGUUGUGAAAGAAAAAAAUCACUCUCCUUUGGCAAACCGCAGGGCAAGCCGAUAUUGCAAGGACACAAGAGCAUAGAUGUUUCUAUUGAGGAGAAACAAAUAAAAAGGGCGUGCAUUGAUGGGAACAAAACCCAAGACCAGGCUCUCCAUGGAAAGGAUAAAAACAAAGAAUUAAAUCAUGGAAAUAUAGUCAAGAGCUUGGGGCAGGAAGAUGGAACCAGAAAAAAAUCCACAGGGAAAGACAUUGACGAAACACAACCAUCACAUCAUGAAAGCCAAAUGUUUAGGCCCACAGCACUAGGAAACUCCAUGGUCAUGACACCCUCUAAAGUGGGUCAGCGCAUCUACCCAGAAAGCCAUGGCAGGCAAUGGAUAGGUUCACCCAAAUGUGGUAAAAAUCCCACAAACUCUGCACACCAGAACAACAUGGAACCCAACCUAUCAAAUAAAGCGAAGCAGAUCGUUACUACAGCAACCACUGGAAACUGUGUGGUUAAUCCACCACACCAUGGCGCAAAAGCACCUGGCAUGGUCACGGUGGACAAUGCAGUGUACUUACAGGGAAGCUUUUCAAACUGGACUCAAAACCAGAAUGGACCAGUUGUGAACGGCAUGUUGAACAAGAGGCACGAUCAACAAUUGCAACAUGGUAAAGUGCUGCCUUGCUGUAGCACGAAUGACACUUUGGUAUGAUAUUUUACUCGUCAAAACCUGUUUGGCUGGACCAAGGUGAUGUAUGUGUUAUCGCAACAAGCAAGGAGAUUAUGUAAAAUACUUGUAUCGUCCAAUUACCAAGGUUUAUUUUUAAACAUAUGGUGUAUAUGCUUAACUUAGUACUUAAUAUUGUACAGUACCACAGCCUGUUACUGCUCAUAACAAAUAUUUUCGUAUGUAUGUUGGUAUUUACUACGUUUUAGGAUGACAAUGACAAUGAAGAGCGAUAAGUAUGUAAUAUUGGCAGAAGCGAAAGCCGACAUAUUAGACUGGCCACGUUCCAUAACUGCUGAUUAGUUUUCAGAGUGAUAAUAAUUCUAGAUAAAUCUUAACUUAAAGCUUUCGUGACUGCAGGGAUUCCUAUUAUUUGGGUCUUUUGGUAAAGUCACGUAGAUAGGUUGAAAAAAAUCAAAAACUACUUUUUUAUUUUACUUAUUUGUAUGUUUUUAUUUUUUCAACCUAUCUACGCGACUUUACCGAAAGACCCAUAGAAAAUUGUAGAUAAUUAUAUGUAAGUCAGAGAAAGCACAUGUAAAAUUCAGUCCAUUCACAUCACUUUAUUGUGUAAAUUAUACGAAUGACUGAAACAGGAUUGUAUAUAUUUUGUCCAUGUAAUUAACCUUUAUAUUAAGAGUCUUAAGCUUUGUUAAUAUGAAGACGAGAUACCUAGUCUGAGCAGAAAGUGUAUCAACCAAUAGCAGGCAAUGCAGCUAAUACAAUGACUUUUAUUUAAGAAACACAAUUAUACGAACAGGGUGUACAGAUUCAGCACACUAUAGUAGCAGAUGUAGGAAACACUUCUAAUGAUGGAUUUAUGCUUGUGUUAUGUUAAAUGUGAGUAAAAAUACAAAUGUUGGUGCAGAAACAAUAUCUGCACGUGCAGAUUGUAGUUUGAAGACAGUGACCCAUUUAUAAUCCAUGGGUAUCUCAGAAGAAACACAAUUGAUUGGCAUGCUGAACAUUGAAAAGCCAAUUAUUACAAUCGGUGUCCAUAAAGUACUGUAUACUAUUUUACAGUACAAUGUUAAGGCAUUGUGAAAUAAACCAUAAUGCUAAGUGUAUGCGCACAGCACAUUCUACUUCAGUAAUUUUUGUAUUUUUGCGACAUCUUAUCAGUCACCAUGAAAAUCAAAGAGCAUACGUGGCACUUUUUUAUUUACCAAAAAAGUUACAUUGUAAUGUGUUGGAUUUAAAAUAUUUGCAAUAUGGGAACAGAAAUGUGUAACACCUGUUAAAAUGUUGCUUUAAUUGUGAUUCACCUUGUAGAUGUUUAAUUCGCACACACACACAAAUGUUUUUGAUAACAUAAGGAUUGUACGAAGAAUUUAGGACAGUAAAAAUGUUGUCGAGUCUGAAGCAGAUUUCACUUGGGGCCCAUUAACAUUGUUUAAUGGCUGGCCCUGAAACCAUGAUACGUAAUAUUUGUAGGGCAGGGAUGAAUGAGUUUGCAUAACAAUCAAAAACAGUUUUCACGCACAGUAAUCUCAAGAGUUCUCUUAGGUCAGUCUCAAUCAGAAUAUUGAAGCCAGCCUAAUUAUAUGGCCAAAAGUGGAAGAGCAAUUCUGACAAAUGGACCAGGGUAAGUACUACAUUUUGCAGUCGUUUAUUAAUCAGAUGUGUCAAAAUUUAAAUAAAAAGCAGGUCUUUUAACGAAAUUGAAUACUAGCCAGAUAAAUGUUUCUCCUGGUGUCCUGGUAACCUUCAUAUCCUUGUAAUACAGGCAUAUUUGAUAAGACUUCCAACAAAUGAAUACGUGUUUUAACUACAAUACAAGAAACAAUUUCAGGAAUGUGAGAUGUUCUUCUGAAUCUCAGGCAGAUUUUACGGACCAUUGCAACGUUUACAUUGACCAAAUUAUAAAUUUACAAUGUUUAGAAUAUCUUACAAUGAAAGUGUAAUAUGUGUACAUUAUUGCAAUUAACCAAUGAGGCACACGCCUAACAUUGAGAGUUGAUAAAGUUAGGAGGAAAAAAGUAAAAAUAAAUAAUCCUUUUAAAGUUACCAAGGCAGGCUAAACAUCACAGAACUACUCAUUGUGUAUAAUGGAGCCAGAUUUAUUAUUUAAGCAUCAGAGCAUGUGUAGCAUGACUUUUAAAACUGUGUUUGCUAUCAAUAGAUGCUUACAUAUAAAGCAAUACCAUACAAUACAACCACAACCAUUUUAUGGAGGGUGGAUUGGUGUGUACUGGUAUAUAAAGUUAUUUGUUAUGAAAAUCGAAAUACUGUAAUGCUGAUAACUAUUAAUUUCCCAUACUUUACAUAUACCACACUGGACUCAAGUAUUGCAGUAGUGUGUGUGCGUGAAUCUUAGUGUACAUAAAAAAUGAACCAUACUGUAAAACAUUUACGACACAGUUUGUUCAUGACAAAAAAACAACUACAAAUUUUGACACGCUAAAAUGUGUCACAUCUCUGUGAUACAUUGCAAUUUUCACAAUUUGUUUUAUAUGAAAACGUUUGUAACUCAACAAAAAAAUAAAACCAUUCGCAACAAUGGCAGCAACAACAGUAUGCAUACAAAUGCUGCCAGGGAGUUCCCAACUACUCGGUGUGCACUGCUGGUCACCGUCCGUGUGUACGCGUCACGUCACGUGACGGCUCUGAUGACACUCGUACCCCCCUUUGCUAGCAUCGCUGUCUGUGAUGAUGUGGGCAUCCGUCAUUAAGGUGGCAAUAUAAUCAUUUAGCACAAACCUGUUUUGAAGAUGUGAAAUAUAUAUAUGAACUAUU